Trichophyton rubrum CBS 118892 is the source of this 1341-nucleotide messenger RNA. RefSeq lists its product as uncharacterized. Gene Ontology annotation, molecular function: ribose phosphate diphosphokinase activity; magnesium ion binding. The record is from RefSeq and is a predicted model, not a curated record. Gene Ontology annotation, cellular component: ribose phosphate diphosphokinase complex; cytoplasm. Gene Ontology annotation, biological process: purine nucleotide biosynthetic process; 5-phosphoribose 1-diphosphate biosynthetic process. NCBI's taxonomy places the organism in Eukaryota, Fungi, Ascomycota, Eurotiomycetes, Onygenales, Arthrodermataceae. Bases 1 to 1341 code for a protein of 446 amino acids. The transcript has 3 exons.
AUGGUCCGAAACCUCGUUGUCCUGGGCGGUAGCUCGCAUCCUCAGCUGAACGCUACGAUCUGCAGACAGCUGGGCAUCCCUCCAGUCAACGUUCUGUUGACAAAAUUUUCUGUUGGUGAGACACGCGUUGAGAUCAAUGAGUCGAUCCGAGGGAAAGAUGUCUACAUUAUCCAAUCUGGUGGAGGAAAAGUGAACGAUCACUUGAUGGAACUUUUUAUUACCAUCUCGGCUUGUAAGACUGCCUCUGCCAAGCGAGUCACUGCUGUCCUUCCUCUCUUCCCAUACUCUCGCCAAAGCGACAUUCCUUACAACAAGGCCGGAGCUCCCCUCGUAAAAUCGGCCACUGUCGCCAAACCAGAGGCUAGCAACGCUUACACCUUCGAGAGCACCCCGCCUACCCCACCGGCAGGAAAUAUAGAAAGCAACGGGCUUCAGAACGGACUAGAAGGGCUUCACAAGGGACUCGCUCAAGUCCAGCUGAACGAUCUCGAGAACGCCGGUUCUCUUAACAAGGCUGUGCGACUUUCUCACUACGUUAAUGGGAUAAAACGCAGUGACACCUUAGAUUCCCAAAAGUCUGAAAAUGGCCACCACCGUAUUCCUACUAGCCACAGCGAUGAAACAGCAAACAAUGCGUCGAAUACCUUAAAGAUGAACGCAUUCCAACCCCGCCCUGGUUACCGACAAUGGGUUGCCCAAGCAGGAACCUUGGUGGCGGAUCUGCUCACCUGUGCUGGUGCAGACCAUAUUAUCACCAUGGACUUGCACGACCCUCAAUACCAAGGCUUCUUUGACAUCCCUGUUGACAACCUUUACGGACGUCCUCUUCUGAAAAGAUAUAUUCAACAGAAUAUCCCUAAUUUCCACGAAGCAGUCAUAGUCAGUCCCGAUGCCGGAGGAGCUAAGCGAGCUACAGCUAUUGCAGACUCUAUGGGCAUGGAGUUUGCCCUUAUUCACAAGGAACGUCGUCCCACCAAGAUCACGGACCGUCAGAAUGCCACGAUGAUGCUUGUCGGAGACAUCAAAGACCGGACAGCUAUUCUCAUCGAUGACCUCGCUGAUACCUCCAACACUAUUACCCGCGCCGCCAAGUUGUUGAAAAAGGAAGGAGCUUCGAAGGUCUACGCCUUGGUCACACAUGGUAUCUUCAGUGGCGAUGCCAUUGAUAGGAUAAAUGCCAGUGCUCUGGACAAAGUCGUUGUCACAAACACAGUCUCUCAGGAAAACAACCUAAAACGAUGUCCUAAACUUGAAGUUCUGGAAGUUGGCCAAGUUUUUGCUGAGGCAAUCCGUCGUGUUCACCAUGGUGAAAGUAUCAGUGUUCUGUUCCAAUAUGACUGA